Molecule: messenger RNA, 4051 nt
Organism: Brienomyrus brachyistius
Lineage: Eukaryota; Metazoa; Chordata; Actinopteri; Osteoglossiformes; Mormyridae
Product: NACHT, LRR and PYD domains-containing protein 3-like
Exons: 11
Coding region: 142-3747 (1201 amino acids)
Molecular function (GO): protein binding
Source: RefSeq, a predicted model, not a curated record
CAGUCCCUUGUGGAUGUAGAUGAAGCUGCUAACAGAUUGUGUCUGCUCGUGAUUCAACUAGGAGUCACUGAGGUUUACAAAAGCAAACUCAAUCCAAGCCUAAUCCGCUGUAACGGGAACCGCAGUCCUGCUGCUGAAACAAUGGCGGACGUCACUUCCCAGCUUUUCUCCACCCUGGAGGAUCUGGUCAAAGAUGAGCUGAAGCAGUUCAGGUUUUACCUUUCCCACAAGAACCUCCUGGAGGGAUUCAAGCACAUCCCCAAAGGUCAGCUGGAAAAUGCGAGCUCAACUGACAUCGUGACGCGGAUGGUGGAAAGCUAUGGCAGUCAGGGGGCGCUAGAGGUCACCAUACACAUCCUGAAGAAAAUGAGGCAGAUGGAGCUUGCCAGCCGUCUGGAGAAAGCGCGCAAACAAAGCGCAGGAUUAGAGGUACCAGCUGAUCUAGAGAAGUCCAUGAAGGCAGCACAGAACAAUCUUAAAUCCAGUUUGAUCGCAAAGUACAGGGAGAUAUCCGAAGGUGUGGCCAAACAGGGGAACAAAACUCUUCUCAACGACGUCUAUACAGAUGUCUAUGUGACUGAAGGCGAAUGCGAAGGGAUUAACAGCGAGCAUGAGGUACGGCAGGUAGAGUGGGCCGCCAAGAAGCAGGCUGCCCCAGAAAUUGCUGUGCUGUGCACCGACAUCUUCAAACCCUUAGCUGGGCAGAAGAAGCAAAUCAAGACAGUGAUGACCAAGGGUAUAGCAGGCAUUGGAAAAACAGUCUCGGUCCAGAAGUUCAUCCUUGACUGGGCAGAAGGAAAGUUAAACCAGGAUUUGUAUUUCACUUUCAUUCUUCCUUUCCGUGAGCUCAACUCGAUCAAAAGUGAACCAUUCAGCUUGCUGAAACUGAUUCAUUAUUUCCACCCAGAGCUGGAAUCGUAUGGAAAUGUCCUUUUGGGGAACAGGAAAGUUUUGUUUAUCUUUGAUGGUCUUGAUGAAAGUAGGAUUGAGCUCAAUUUCCAGGUGAAAAAGUGGGCAGAUGUAGCAGAUCCAACAUCGCUUGAUGUGUUGCUGAUAAAUCUCAUCAAGGGAAACCUCCUUCCUUCUGCUCUCCUCUGGAUCACUUCCAGACCCGCAGCUACCAGCCAGAUCCCCCCAGAGUAUGUCCAUCGGGUGACAGAUGUGAAAGGCUUUAAAGAUCCACAAAAGGAAGAGUAUUUCAAGAAGAGGUUCAGCCACAAUGAGGCCUUAAGUAGAAGAAUUGUUACGUAUGUAAAGUCAACAAGGAGCCUCUACAUCAUGUGUCACAUACCUGUCUUCUGUUGGAUUUCAGCUACCGUCCUUGAGAAGUUGUUGGAUGGAGGAGAUCAAAGGGACUCGACUGGCCCUAAAACCCUCACUCAGAUGUACACAAGUUUUUUGCUAAUCCUGACUAACAUGAAGAAUCAGAAAUAUGUAGGAAGUGCCAGUCCUGAGGCAAAGGUACAGUCUGACAAAGAGAAAGAGAUCAUUCUAAAGCUAGGGAAGCUGGCUUUUGACCACCUAGAGAAAGGAAUCCUCACUUUCUAUGAAGAGGACCUGACAAACUGUGGCAUUGAUGUGAGUGAAGCAUCAGUAUAUUCAGGUGUAUGCACAGAAAUCUUCAAGGAUUCAGAGAUUACUCAAGGGAAAGUGUUCAGCUUCAUACAUCUCAGCAUCCAGGAGUAUUUUGCCGCCCUCUAUGUGUUCCUGAGGUACAAGAAUGACAAAACAAAUCUCUUUGAAAAGCAAAAAAUAGGUAAAAAGAUCUCCAAGCUAUUCAAAAAAAGCUCAUUAUUUGACUUGCACAAAGGAGCCGUGGACAAGGCAUUACGAUGUAAGAAUGGCGAGCUGGAUCUGUUCCUUCGGUUCCUCUUGGGCAUCUCCAGGAACUCCAAGGAGUCAGCAAGCCUUCUCAGAAACCUCCUGAAAGAAACUACUAGCAGUGCAGAUAGCCUUCAGGAAACAAUCAAGUAUAUCAAGGGGAAGAUUAAGAAAAACCUUUCCCCAGAGAACAGCAUCAACCUGUUUCAUUGUCUCAUCGAGCUGGAUGACACCUCUCUGGUCCAGGAGGUCCAGUCCUACCUUAAUGCAGGCAGUCUUGAAGGAAAGGAGGCCUCCCUCUCGCCUGCACAUUGGUCGGCACUAGCUUACAUCCUGUUGAUGUCUGAGAACGUGCUAGAGGAAUUUGACUUAAAGAAGUAUGUCAAGUCAGAUGAGGGGCUACUGAGACUGCUGCCCGUCAUCAAAUUCUCCAAAGUGGCUCUGAUGGACAACUGCAACCUCACCAGAGCCUGCUGUGAGUCACUGGGCCCGGCCCUCGGUUCUGACUUGAGACAGCUGAUUCUGAGCCAGAAUGACUUACAGGACUCUGGAGUGAAGCUGCUCUCUGCUGGCCUAGAGACUCCCGACUGUAAACUGGAGAUACUGAGACUUGACGGGUGUAACCUCACUGGGAAGAGCUGUGGUAGCCUUGCCUCAGCCCUGGCCAAAGCCCAGAAUCUCAGAGAGCUGGAUCUGAGCACCAAUGACCUGCAGGACCUGGGAAUGGAGACGCUCUUGGAAGCACUGGCUAAGACUCCAUGCACCCUGGAGACAAUGAGGUUGAAUUGGUGUAAACUCACGGAGAAAACCUGUGAGGGACUAAAGAACGUUUUUAGCUCAAAGUCAUCAAAACUGAAACAGCUGGACCUGAAUGACAAUGACUUACAGGAUUCAGGAGUGAAGCUGCUCUCUGCUGGGCUGAGUAACCGGGCCUGUGAACUACAGACACUGAGCCUCGAGAGAUGCGGACUCACAAUGAAAGGCUGUGAGGCCUUGGGCUCAGCAAUUAGCUGCAUGGCCUCCAAGCUGAGGAGGCUGAACCUGAGGGACAACGAUCUACAGGACCAGGGUGUGAAGCUGCUGUCGGUGGGGCUGGGAAGCAUCCAGUGCAGGCUGGAGAAUCUCUGCCUCUCAGGGUGCUGCAUUACGGAGGCAGGCUGUGCAUCUCUGGUUUCAGCUCUGAGGUCAAACCCCUCACACCUACGAGAGCUGGACCUGAGCUACAACCACCUGGGAGACUCAGGGGUCAAGCUGCUCUCUGCUCUCCUGGGGAAUCCCAACUGUAAACUGGAGACCCUGAACACAGACCAUGCUGGAGAGAGCAGGAACAAAUCAGGGCUGCUGAAAUAUGCUUGCAAGCUUACAAUGGAUCCCAACACGGCAAAUAAGCACCUAUCUCUGUCAGACGGGAAUCAAAAGGUGACCCUGGACUCUGAACAGUCCUACCCCAGCCAUCCAGAGAGGUUUGACCGCCUGGACCAGGUACUGUGCUCCCAGGAUCUGUCCGAGGCCAGGUUCUACUGGGAGGUGGAGUGGGCUGGUUGCUGGACCUCUGUGGGCGUGGCCUACGCAGGCAUAGCCCGCAAGGGGAAAGGUGACGACAGCCAGCUGGGCUACAACGAGCAGUCCUGGAGCUUGUUCUGCUCUGAGGCUGGCUACUCUGCCCGGCAUGGUGGCAGGUUUCUGGAUAUCGCCGUACCGAGCCCCAAGCCCGAAAGAGUUGGGGUCUACCUGGACUGGUCCGGAGGUACUCUGUCCUUCUACAGCAUUGCCUCCAGCACGGUGACACUGCUGCAUAUGUUCCACUCUGCGUUCACUGAGCCCCUGCAUCCGGCAUUUGGCAUGGGGUUCGAAGUCAAGGCCGGACACAGCCAUCGGCUGGACAGCUGGGAGGAUCCGUCUCACGUGUCUCUGUGCCAGCUGUGAUAGCUGGGUUAUCCGCAUAAGUCGUGACCGAUCUGGACCCCCUUACAUCCCACUUUCUUCAGACACACAAGCAUUUACUGUCAUUGCGAAAACAUCCAAAAAAAUUCAUGUUAAACUUUAAAGUUAUGUGUCACAAUUUAAUGGCUGUAGUCAGAAAUAAAUGUAAUGGAGUCUUGGGUGCCCCUACCAACAGGUCCCCUUCGUUAGAGUAAUUCUACUAUCUGUCUACAUGCCUGCUCAUCAUUCAGAUCUCGCAGUAUUAGACUUGCAAGCUUUUCUUUAAAGUUGGCCUUACUUUGCAGAU